UUUUGAGACAGGCUCUCACCCUCCUUAUCCUCCAGCCACGCCUUCUGACUCUGGUUGCUCCCAGGUGGCAUCAGCAACACGUGGCCAACUUUUCCCCUUACGAUGCCUGUGUGGAUGAAUAAAUAUAAACCAAUUCCCAAACUCUCCACUCAGUCUCCUGUCCAUCAUACCAACUUGAGGACCCAGCCCUCAGACAGACCCUUUGGGAAAGAAGACUUAAGUCGGAUUUCAAAAGAUUCCCUAGAAUCAGAUUCAGAAAGCCUCCUUCAAGAGGUUAAGUUCCAGUCCGAGGUUGAGGACAAAAAUAUGGAGCCUGACAGCUUAGAGGAAGCAAGCCUCAGUGAGACAGAAGAGGAAGCCAACAGAAAAGCAGCCCAUGGGGCCAGCAAGGAGGACGUGGGAGCCCGUGGUGGUGUGAAUCACAGCCAGCAUCAUGUAGAAGACAAAUAUUCAGACCUUCGGUAUGAUCCCAACUGGAAGAAUAAGAAAGAGGAGGUGCAGCCAUUGGCUGUGGAAGCCUUGCCAGGGUCUGCUGAUAGCUCUUCAGACAGCCUGCCUGCGGCUCCCGUUUACCCUUCCAGGGAGCCUUCAAUGGGACUCUCGGUAGGAAAAGGCAAAAAGAAGAGGAGUCCUCAGAGCGAAGUCUCCUUACUUGGAAGCGAGUUCCUAAGCCCAAACUAUGAGUGUGGCACCCGUCAAAAUGAGUCCUUUUCAGAACUCAGCGACAGUGACCAGGAGAAGUCAAGCAACCUAUCUCAGUAUCUGAAGAGCUCAAGUUCACAUAAUGAAGUCUUCCUGCCUGGAUCACGGGGGCCCCGGAGAAGGAAGUCCAAACAAUAUUUUGUGGAAAAAAACAAGCUGACCUUGGGCUUGCCGACUCCUAAACCAGACUCUUACCUUCAACUUCACAAUAAAAAACGAGGAGAGACCCGCCUGGAACAGGUCUCCUACCCCAUCAGAGGUACUGGCAAGAUGGCUAUCCAGAAUGACAAAGAAGUCGAAAACACUUCCAUGGAUCCUGAGGACAAAUGGCAUCAGAGAGCAAAACAGCUCAAGAAUUACCAAGAACAUUUAUCUCAAUAUGAAGAUACAAAAACAGGCAAAGUCCCAAGAGGUCAGUCUUCUGAUGCAGCCAAUGGGCAGCAAUCUUCCAGAAGAACAGGAAAGACAAGGAGGGUUCAUAAACAGAAGAGACACCCAAAAGAGCUUGUUCUCGAUCAAAAAAAUCAGAAUUACCCUCUCCAACAGCCACAAAACCAAAGGCAGCCUGUGGAUGAUGCCUCAGCAAAACACAAACUGGCCACAUAUAUGAACUCUUCUAACACUGACUUACAGGACUCCAGAACACUCACCCACAAUCCCCAAGUCACUUCCGACACAUUUGUUCCUCCCGAACAGGGUUUUGACAGAGUGUUGUAUAAAAACUCUGUCUUGGGGCUGAACACUAAUAGAAAGAGAGGACACAGACAGGAAGAAGAGAAAAGAUUUUUGUAUAAGCAGCAGCCCAACUACAUGCUCUUUGAUAUGGAGCUACAAGACUUUAAUGAACUUUCUCACAGAUACGUGCCCCAGGGCCAGAAAGGUCCUCAGUCUGAUUAUGACAUGAAUACACACAGGUCAACAAAGAUCAAGAAGCCAUCCAAACAGCCACAGGCAGAGACAAAAUACAAGAACAUAGAGAUGCUAUGGAAAUUCCACUCUUCCUCAGACAUGGAGCAUGUUAGUGCCUCUCCAGAUUCGCGGCUUGCCCAGAUCAUGGAGCAGCACCAGCAAGCCCUGGUGCAGCUGGCGGAAGUGCAGCCCAGCGAGGGUUCCUUGUCCAGCACCACACUCCCGCCCAUCCUGUCCAGGGUGGAAAGUGAAUUGCAACUCCACUCAGAGAGAAACCACAGACACCAGAUGAAGAUGACCCGUAGUAAUUCGGAAGGCUACCUGCUUCAGCUGGAAAGAGGGAGAAAACACAGAAAGCGCAGCGGCACAAAGAGUUCCAAGGUGAAAGGUUAUCAGAAAACAGACGUGAAGCUUGGAGGCCUGGGACCUGACUUUGAGUCUGUGAGAGACAAAAUGCAAAAAUUAAUGCAGCAAAAAGAAUAUGCAAGGCAAGUCCAGGAAUACAACAUGAAGACACUGUCGGUUCUGUCCAAACCAGAGACAGCAAAAACUGAAAGCAAACCAGUGAUUUCUCGACAGAAGGCUUUGGAAUAUGCUAAGACCAUCCCCAAACCCAAACCACCAAGUCUGACUGAUCAAGCAGCAAAGAAAAGUAAGAACAGGAGGAACACGAGGAACCGUGAAAAAGAAGGAAGCUUACCAGAAAUCUCCUUGCUGGAGAUCCUGCAGAGCAGGCAUGAACGAGAAAAGCAGGCCGUGGCUGCCUUCAAAGUCCUUCAUAUCGUCUAGACAGCAUUUGGUGGGGAGCAAAACUGCUGUGCAAGGGACACAGAGAAGACUAACAACCAGUUCCAUCUACUCUGAGUGGUAAACUGGCGCUGUGGCCUGCCUCCCACUCUUGUCUUCUCUGUGCAGAAGUUAGUGUGGGUCCCAGACACUGGGACAUGUUUACCCUUCAGGAUAUAAAAAUCCAUAUUAUUAUAUUAUUAUUUAUUUUCAAAUCUGUUAGAAUUGGGGCUGAUAAAGAAGAGCUAGACAAUAAAGCCAUUGCUUCAUAUUGGA
Molecule: messenger RNA, 2673 nt
Organism: Phodopus roborovskii (desert hamster)
Lineage: Eukaryota; Metazoa; Chordata; Mammalia; Rodentia; Cricetidae
Gene: Jhy
Product: junctional cadherin complex regulator
Exons: 9
Coding region: 103-2400 (765 amino acids)
Biological process (GO): axoneme assembly; brain development
Source: RefSeq, a predicted model, not a curated record